Messenger RNA from Brassica rapa (field mustard), 3232 nucleotides. Its product is annotated as probable LRR receptor-like serine/threonine-protein kinase At1g34110. Gene Ontology annotation, molecular function: protein kinase activity; protein binding; ATP binding. Gene Ontology annotation, biological process: protein phosphorylation. The record is from RefSeq and is a predicted model, not a curated record. NCBI's taxonomy places the organism in Eukaryota, Viridiplantae, Streptophyta, Magnoliopsida, Brassicales, Brassicaceae.
GAUGCCUUUUUAUCUUUCUAUAUCAUAUAAUCUAUAUAAAACAUAAACUACUCUUGUUUUAUUUAUGUUACAAUUAUUUGCACCAAAUAUAGUAAUUCAUUGAAAUAAUGUCAAGAAAUGCCAUUUAUUUUUGUAUCUUAUUCCCAUGUGAAUAUAUGAGAUAGUCAUCAGGUAUUACUCGCGCUGAUCUGAAAAUCAAGUACAACUCUAAUUUAGUUUUCUAUUUUCUUAAUUAGUAUAAAUAUUCUCACAAUGAAAUCUCAACCAAAAUGUAAAAUUUGCAUUGAGUAUAAAUAAGUUUUUUUUUUUGCAUAGUAGAAUGAAUCAUUUCUGAAUUCGCUUAUUAAAACAGAUUUAUGUUAAUUAGUAAACCCUAACUUUAAUGGAUGUAUGAAAAGUUAAAACAAUGAUAUGCAAAGUACGAUUUUGUAGCUGGUGCACUGAAAAAGAAAAAACUUUUCUUACCACUAAAUCUAGAGAGAGUGCUAUCAUUUUCAAUUUUGAAAAAAGCUAGCCUAACUAUUACUGUUUUUCCGCUGAAAAAGUCUUUAAAAGGUUGAUCAAAAAAAAAAAAAAAAAAAGAAUCUUUACCGUAUAAAGUACAGAAAUAAAAUGUUGACAAGAAAAAAAAUAGAAGAACGCUAAUUUAAAUAUCUUUAGUCAUUUCAGAGCAAUGCAAAAAUAAAAAAACUUCGAUUGAUAUCACAGGUAGUCAAAUAUAUAACUUUGUGUUUUAUAAUUUCAUUACAUAUAUUUAUUUUCUUUUACGAUUGAAUCAUCUUGUGGUCCACAACCUUUUCUUCAAAUUAACAAACUCAAACUAUUCAAAACCUAAAGACAAAUUUUAUUUUGCUUCAAAAACCAAAGAUAGUCAUUUUCUUCUUCACCACUCUCCAUCUCUCUCUCUUCUUCACAACCAAACAUGGCUUCUCCACUCUCACUCCCCCUCAUCCUCUCCAUCUUCCUCUUCCUUUCUCCUUCACUAUCUUACUCAUCAGAGCUCGACAUUCUCCUCGACAUCAAAUCCUCUCUUGACCCACAAAAACGCUUCCUCACGUCAUGGACUCCCAACGCCGACCCUUGCUCCCCCGGCUCCUUCGACGGUGUUGCUUGCGACGGAAACCGCCGCGUUGCUAACAUAUCUCUCCAAGGAAUGGGUCUAACCGGAACUAUCCCUCCUUCCAUCGGUCUUCUCACUAGCUUAACCGGUUUAUACCUUCAUUUCAACUCCUUGACCGGUCAGAUUCCUAAAGACAUCUCAAACCUGCCUCUCCUCACCGAUUUAUACCUCAACGUUAACAAUCUCUCCGGCGAAAUACCUCCUCAGAUCGGAAACUUAGACAAUCUUCAAGUGCUUCAGCUAUGUUACAACAAGUUAAGUGGGAGUAUACCGACACAGUUAGGUUCUCUCAAAAAGAUAACUGUCUUGGCUUUACAGUACAACCAACUCUCCGGCGCUGUGCCUGCGAGUUUAGGCGAUGUUGGUACGCUGACUAGGCUAGAUUUGAGCUUCAACGAUCUCUUUGGUCCUGUGCCGGUGAAACUCGCUGCUGCUCCUUCGCUUCAAGUUCUAGACAUUCGCAACAACUCCUUCUCCGGCUUCGUUCCCUCUGCUUUGAAGAGGCUAAACAAUGGGUUCCAGUACUCAAACAACCACGGUUUAUGCGGAGAUGGGUUCACAGAUUUAAAACCUUGCACCGGUUCCAACGUACCGAACCUAAACCGUCCCGACCCAACAAACCCAAAGAGUUUCAUAACAACCAACGAUGUGAAACCAGAGUCUGCAGUAGUACAACGAAGCAACUGCACUAACAACAACAACGGCGCGUGCUCAUCAAAAGCCUCAAAGUCCUCAUCUCUAGGCAUCGUCAUGGGACUAUUAGGAUCAAUACUCGCGGUUGCAGUCUUCGGUGGCUCAACGUUCACAUGGUACAGAAGAAGGAAACAGAGGAUAGGAAGCAGUCUCGAUGCUAUAGACGGUAGGGUAAGCACCGAGUACAACUUCAAAGAAGCUUCUAGAAGAAAAAGCUCUUCUCCGUUGAUCAGCUUAGAGUACGCCAACGGUUGGGAUCCCUUAGGGAGAGGACAGAACAGUGGUAACAACAGUGCAUUGUCUCAAGAAGUCUUUGAGAGCUUUAUGUUCAAUCUCGAGGAGAUUGAGAGAGCUACUCAGAGCUUCUCCGAAGUUAAUCUGUUGGGGAAGAGUAACGUAUCUUCGGUUUAUAAAGGGAUCCUUAGAGAUGGCUCUGUUGCAGCCAUCAAAUGUAUCGCAAAAUCGAGCUGUAAAUCAGAUGAAACCGAGUUUCUCAAAGGGUUGAAGAUGUUGACGUUGCUGAAGCAUGAGAACUUAGUGAGGCUGAGAGGCUUUUGCUGCUCUAAAGGGAGAGGAGAGUGUUUCCUUAUCUACGAGUUUGUCCCUAAUGGUAAUCUUUUGCAGUAUCUUGAUGUCAAGGAUGAGAGUGGAGAGGUUCUUGAAUGGACUAGUCGAGUCUCCAUCAUAAAUGGAAUCGCCAGAGGCAUUGUUUACUUGCAUGGAGAGAAUGGAAAGAAACCUGCAAUAGUUCACCAGAAUCUAUCAGCAGAGAAGAUUCUCAUUGAUCAUUGGUACAAUCCCUCUCUUGCUGAUUCCGCUCUUCACAAGCUUUUCACGGAUGAUAUCGUCUUCUCGAAGCUCAAAGCGAGUGCUGCGAUGGGAUACUUAGCUCCUGAGUACAUAACUACAGGAAGGUUCACUGACAAGAGCGACGUCUACGCCUUUGGUAUGAUUCUGCUGCAGAUACUUAGUGGUAAAAGCAGAAUCAGCCAUUUGAUGAUCUUACAAGCUGUAGAGUCUGGACGACUGAACGAAGACUUCAUAGAUCCGAAUCUUCGAAAGAGCUUUCCGGAGGCAGAGGCGGAGCAGCUGGCUAGACUUGGACUUCUCUGCACUCAUGAAUCCUCGAACCAGAGACCAUCCAUGGAAGAUGUUAUGCAAGAACUGAAUAAACUCGCCGCGAGUUAUUAGUUUCCAGUUAACAAGAUUUUUUGCUUAGUCUCACCAAAAGUUUACAGACGAUCACCACUUCCUGAUCGAUCGUAGCUCUGUUUAGGUUCCCCCAUGAUGUAACCUCUUUUCUCCUUGUAACUGUAGCUGAUGUACUUAGGCUGUAAAACAAGAGCUUUUAAGACAUUUUGAAUGGUCUUGUGGGAAGCUUUUAAGACAACUAUGUUGAACAUUGUUUUGUAUUCUUCU